Messenger RNA from Paraphaeosphaeria sporulosa, 2088 nucleotides. Its product is annotated as flavin-containing monooxygenase. The transcript has 4 exons. NCBI's taxonomy places the organism in Eukaryota, Fungi, Ascomycota, Dothideomycetes, Pleosporales, Didymosphaeriaceae. Bases 1 to 1854 code for a protein of 617 amino acids. The record is from RefSeq and is a predicted model, not a curated record. Gene Ontology annotation, molecular function: flavin adenine dinucleotide binding; monooxygenase activity.
AUGGCGAAAUUCCCUUCCAGGCCAGUGUCGCUCACCCUGCAUCCUGCAAAGCUACCACAGCCCAACAUUCCAGACGACCUUGACCAUGUCCGCAUAACUUCUGAAGGCCUCCAACGGCUGGACUGUCUAUCUGUCAGCGAUCUCACCGAAGAUGCAAUCUGGCGGGAUACCUGUGCAUUGACUGGCACGUUACGUACAUUCUACUCUGCAAAGUUGCUGUUGAAAGUAUGGCAGCAACUAUACUCGAAGCACUCACCAACAGAUUUCUCAAUCAACCCAAAAACCUCGCGUGUGAUCAGACUUGGACCGCAUGGAGCGUGGGUUGAGUCCAUGUUCACAUUCAAAACUCAUGGACCUUAUCCCGCAACCUGUUCUGGUAUCAUCGGUCUUGUGCCAGCAAAUGACGAACAAACGAGAUGGAAAAUUUGGCUUCUCAGUACCAUACUCGAACGAAUACAUGGUCAACCGGACGUCGAGUACUUGCAGCCUCUCAAGCCUGAACACAGCCAAACCGAGCCGAGGAUAGGGGAGUGUGAGUGCCGGCAGAGAAGUUGUACGAACGGCCACACCGCAACACCAUCCCAGUACGAAUGCAUAGUCGUCGGCGGCAGCAUAACUGGUCUCUGCAUGGCUGCUCGCCUCCAAGCAAUGGGAAUAUCAUACCUCCUCGUGGAGAAGCAUGACAAUGUCGGGGAUAAUUGGACACAGGAUCGUUACCACUCGCUGAAACUGCAUACUUCGAAAUGCUUCAAUCAGAUGCCAUACGAGCCACGGACAUUUCGCGAGGAGCAUCCGUAUCACCUUGGAACGUCAGAUCUUGCUGAUGGGUUCCAGAGGUUUGUCGACACAUUCGGGAUUAAUUGUAUGCUGGGAACGGAGCUGCGGGCUGGAACGCAUGACCCGGCAACAGAUCGCUGGACUUUGAAACUGAAGCAGGGCGAAGAGACUGUUACGAUCAGCGCGAACCAUUGUGUUCUCGCCGUCGGGAACAUGGGCAUUAAACCGCAGAUGCCAACCUAUCCGGGACGAGAACUCUUCCAAGGCGAAGUCAUGCACGGCAUUCAAUGGCGCAACGCAGAUCGAUGGAGGGGACAGAAAAAACGCGGUGUGUGUAUUGGUUCGGCCAAUACAGCUCACGGGGUCAUCGCCGACAUGGCAAACGCAGGCUUCGCAUCCGUCACCAUGAUCCAACGAAGCCGAACGUUCCUUCUCCCAAGCUCCACCUUCGGCGCUCUCGUCGACCCAGUAUACAACUACGAAACGCCCUUACCGCUGUCAGAUCGCAUGCUCCUGGGCUAUCCACUUCCCGUGAAGCGUCUAAUGGCUAAGGCGGGAAUCAAGAUGUGCGCUGAUGCUAACCCGAAGUACUUCGAUGAGAUGGAGGCCCGAGGCUGGGAGAUAGAGCGGGAUGGAGAUCUCUGGGGAAUGAUGUAUGACCGUGAAGGCGGCCACUUCUUCGACACUAGCUCUGGGAAACACAUAGCAAACGGGUCGGUGAAAGUUAUCUGCAACGCACUACCCGUUGCAUAUACGCCCACGGGCCUCGAAAUGAGCGAUGGCACGCACCUUGACGCCGAUGUCAUCAUCUUCGCCACAGGUUAUACUGGCACCCUGCGCGAUACUGCAACGAAGAUAUUCGGCGAUGAAAUUGGGAACAAGUUGGAGGAGUUUUGGCAGUGUGACGAGGAGGGUGAGAGUCGUGGGGCGUGGAAGUUUACGGGGCAUCCGAAACUGUGGUACACGGGCCACGGCUUUGCGCAUGCGAGAUACUACAGUCGGUUCGUGGCGAUUCAUAUCAAAGCUGAGCUUGAGGGGCGGCCGUUGGAGACGUAUACGGACACGCCGUCUGUGUGAGCGUGUCUGAUCACGCCCAUGAGGCUCAACCAUCACGAGGAAAGACAUCCUACCCUCCAGCGUCGAGCCUCCUGGUUCGACCCCCUCACGAUCCUCCCCCUGGCCCUCUUCUCAUCAAAACACUCCUCAUGACUCCCCCGAUACGUACGCAACUUCAAAGAUUGACUCUCGAGCAUACACGAAGCAGAAGCUCUGCUGGAGAGUGGCAUCAGUUGCUUGAAUUAUUCUUAAUGC